Messenger RNA from Haliotis rufescens (red abalone), 4753 nucleotides. RefSeq lists its product as uncharacterized. Bases 120 to 1157 code for a protein of 345 amino acids. The record is from RefSeq and is a predicted model, not a curated record. The transcript has 2 exons. Lineage: Eukaryota; Metazoa; Mollusca; Gastropoda; Lepetellida; Haliotidae.
CACCAAGCAGCGUUAUAACGGGGACAUUUAACUGUGCACGUAGAGCGUACCCGCGACGUGUUAAGACUCGGCUGUCGCAUAUAUAACGCUUGUACAGGUGUAUCACCAACCUUGCCAAAAUGACGACCGAGUGUCGAGAAACGUUGACAGACAUUAUUUUUGUUCCAAUGAUGGCAGAGUGUGGUGUGAAGACCAUUGAAGGCUUUGCAAAUGAUGUUGUGAGUAAUUUAGAGCGAAGGGAAAUGAAACGAGUUGGUGAAAUAUAUGAUAAACUUCAGAAAAUGAAAUCAAGUGAUAUUAGGAAGCAUAAAUUCAACUACUGGAAAGUUAUGCAGUGCCUCGGGGAGGUUGGUAUCGAAAAGAUUAUUCUGGCAAUCAAAACAAACACUCUUCAUUCUUGCCAUUGUCAUGUCUACUCCAAUUUAUUUGAAGCGAUGAACCUCUUUUGUGAGUGUCUGACUACAGUGAACGUCAUUAAAAGAGUUCUCUACCACAGACAGGCUCUUGUGCCAAUUUUUUUUGAAGCUCUGAGACAGCCAAAGGAACCAAGGCUUCUGGAGAAAAUGCUUGUUAUCAUGUAUAGGUGUCUCAUUGUUGGAAAAGAACCUCUGGCGGAGAUGUACAUGAUGAAUAAGAUUCUGAAAGAUCUUCAUUCGAUUGCACAGAAACAGCUUGAUUUCAACGACAACUCGAUAGAUAUUGUUGAAUAUUGUGUAAAGCUAUUGUACGGGCUGGUAAUUCAUGGUGGUAAACAUGUUCGUCAUCAAGUGAGACAUUCAUCAGCUAUUAUUGCUGUCGAAGAGUACAAACACAGCCUUGAACGGAAGAUAGAUCCCAAAGUAAUUCGCCUAACAGAUCCUGUUGUAUUGAAGUACUGCACAGCCCUCCGAAUCGAACUGGAUGGCGGGACUCAGCUUAUAGACAAACAGUCACUACGGGACGUUCUCAAAGAGGAAUGUAACAGUGAUAAUGGUCAUGUCAUCUUUUGUUCAGCACCAUGUUGUCGCAGACAGUUCAAUGAGGAAAGAGACCAUUUUCGUUAUUGUGGAGCGUGUCGACUCUCUCGCUACUGUAGCAAGCAGUGUCAACGGGAACACUGGAAGGUGGCGCACAAGGAGAUGUGUCUCAAGCUGGAAUGUUAUACUCAAGAUUCAUGAUUUAUUUUUUUUUUCAGUUUUAUACUUUUGAUUUAUUAAAGUCCAUCUUCAUGGCAUGACGUAUACUUAGACUCUUUGGAAUGGAUAUAUUUAUGAGAUAAAUCUAGUGUGUUUUCAAUUAAGAGGUUUUGAAUGUAGAUUUCAUACAUGUAAAUAUAGCAUGAGGUUUUGUAUUGAAAAAUAUAUAGGUAUCAAAUCGAAGUUUGAAACCUCUAUAUUCAAAACAAUGCUAGGUUUGUCUGCAUUCUACCAUUACAAAAUGACGAAACAAGCGCAACCUCUUUGGCUACAGUGGAAAUGAUAAGUGAUGUUUCAUCAGUUGAACCUAAUAAUUUCAUGAUGUCACAUUUUCCAUGCUUGUCUUGUAUGCAGCAGAUUUUGUGGCUGAUGAAGCAGUUCUGUCAUCAGUUUGUGAAUUUUCGUGAUUCUUCAUUGCUGUAACCAGGGAUUUAUCUAGACUUCCUCAGGGGAUCAUUGUUGACCACGAAUGUCAGUAAUAUACCGGUACUAAUAAUUCCCAAAUGGGAAAUGAAAAAAUUCAUAAUUCAUGUGAAUGUAGAUAUAAGCACUUUAAAAAAUCCCAGUUUAAUUUACAAAUUUACACUUAUCUCCCAAUUUGGCAUUUAGUUUGGAAUCCUAGAUAAAUCCCUGUACAACAUAUUCUGGAUUUAUGCAUUUUCUGAUUACGUUUUUGAAACUGAGUGUCAGCUUAUCCUUUAAAGUUUGCUGUAAUUUGCUUUAUAUUUGCUUUAAAUUUACACUUAUUUCCCAAUUUGGCAUUUAGUUUGGAAUCCUAGAUAAAUCCCUGUACAACAUAUUCUGGAUUUAUGCAUUUUCUGAUUACAUUUUUGUCUCUGUGUUAGCUUAUCCUUCAUAGUUUGCUGUAAUUUGCUUUAUAUUUGCUUUAUAUUUGCUUUAUGUUUGCUUUAUAUUUGCUUUGUCAGUGAAGGUGGUCAUCAGCAAGUAAUACUUGUUCUGAUUAUGUGAGCAUUGUCUGUUCAUGCUGUCAGGUUUUAAGAUGUAUGUUUUUUUAUUUUCAGGUUAAGUAUCCUAUAAUUAUGUGUUGGUCAGGUAUAAGAACCAUUGUAUGUAGAUUUAAGUCUAAAUUGUACUGUGUAGUGUAUAGUUGGAUGCACAGUGCACAUUGGGUUGAUGUGCCACUUCGUGGAGCGCUACCUGUGCUGCCGAUAUUCAUUGUCCAGAGUUGCAUCCCUUAGGCAUUACAGAAAGCUGAUUGUGGGUAAGAAUCCUGGUUCACCCUUAUGUUUCUAGGUUUGUCAGAACCAUACCCAUGCUUGUGGGUUUCACUAAAGUUUUCGAUUCCUAGAGGCCUGCAUCACUUUUGGCUUUCAAUCCACAUCAAACUGUCAAGCCGUGAUGUAUCUGAAAUACUAUUCAAAGCAGCCUUAUACCCUACUUACCCAUUCACUAUGUCAAUACUUCAAGGGUAUAUAUCACUACAUUCCUCCAUUGCCCAUGAAUAUAUUGACCCAGUAUAUCUUAAUGCAAUAGUCUACUGAUAUUUGAUGGUCUUCAGUAAUGUCUUCUGAACUAGCCCCUAAAUGGCCAGGUUUCAAAUUGAGGCCACCCUGCUAGCCCAAGACUAUUAAAACCCAAUGAUGGUAGUCAUCAUUGACUAGUAGCAUUUGAGAGCUACAACUCUGAACCAGUUCUCCAAGCUUCAAGUGUCUCCUUCAAGCAGGACUAUCUACAAACUGAGGACCAGUGAAAUGAGGGCAACACUAGUCCUCAGGAUAAAAACACAUCCGUGACAUUCUAUUGUUUGAGCACUCCAUUAUUUUUAAGGAAUGGAGAGUUGUGUUCUCUGCUGCUGUUGCACGUGCUUCGUCACAAGCUGAUUUUUACAAUGCAAGUUUAUGGCUCUUUAGAAUGUUUGUGAAAGUGUAAGCAUGGUAAGAGGAGAGAUGUGUUUUUAGAAGGGGAACUUCCUUGUAACUCUCCAUUUCUUAAAAAAAAUGGGCCUCGGUUCCAUUAUUUAUAAGGAAUGGAGAGUUACUCGAACAUUCACCUCUACCUAGUCUCCAAAAAAAUAGAAAUUUCUACAUUGUGCAUAAAUUAGGGUUAGGCUAGACAUUUUUUGUUUUUCGAUUCACGUGCCUGCUGCCCAUCCUGAAAUGCAGCUGGAAAAGAAAUAAAAGAAACAAAAAAGUAGUUAUGUUUAGUAUGUCUCCCGCUAGUAAUAUAGUCCCACUUAUAGUUAUACAAUAAAAACUGUUAUAUAUAAAUUCCAUGUCUACAUCACUAUCAGUGAUUCAAGAGGCUACCUGCAGUUUGAACUCCAAGGCAGAAUUGCUCUCAUAUAAAUAAAUAAAAGAUUGACACAGCUGUUUAUAUCUAUUUUAAUAUGGACUGACCUUGUGUGGGAAAGCUGGAAUAAAUCCAUGAAACAAAAUUUAAAAAGUGUGGCCUUGUGCUUAAUUGAGACAAAGUUUUCAUCUGUCCUCUGCAGUGUGCCAUAUUACAUUUUGAGGAAGAUAGUAACUAACUGUUUUAGUUGACUAGUCCUCAUAAUGAUAACAUGUAGCAAAACCCUUAAAAAUGGCAAAUACUGGUCCUUAUGAUACCUUAACUAUUGGGCAGUUUGCCAAGGACUAUAGGCGUGAUAGGACUAGUGUCAAUUACCUUUUCUUUCUCUUUUCUUGAGUUCUUCAACAGUAUUUGUUUUUGAUUGACUAUGCUGCAGAUGAAGAUGUUCAAAAUGUAUUUGUCAGUUUGUGUGCUUGGACAUUAUGGUACAAACAAAUGUAACAUGCAGUUCUUGAAAGUGAUGAUCUAUUAAGGAAAUGAUAAUGAUGUUCUGGGAUUAGCAAGAAAUGCUUGACAUAUUCUUCAAUGUACAGUACAUACAAAUUUGGUUCAAGAAAACUGGCUUCCGUGUGUCACCUCAAGGCUUGUGUUUUAGGUUUUUAUGUACUUAUGUUUGUUUACCAUGUUUACGGAGUCCAGAAAUGAUUGAUUUUACUUAAGAUAUCUUUUGAUAUGUUUUAUUAUGUAUACGUUCAAAAGUGAAAUAAAUUGUUUUACUGUCACAUGGACAUCUUCCCUAGGCAAGGGAGUUCACUGACUGUAAAAGUCCAGUUUCCACCCUUGCCGAACAAGGCUGGAAUGACUUGGCUCGAUCUUACCGCCACCAGCAGCUAUUAUGAGUUAUGUCGCGUGUAUGUCCCUCCUACUGACCAAUCAGGUUCCACCUUUCAUAUCAAUUGCAGUUGCUUUAAACAAAAUGGGGGCGCCUAGUGAAAACAAUCUGAUUGAUAAUCAAGAUCUAUUUUGUAAUAAAAUGGGUUUCACUUUGCGAAGUGCAUUAAAUCGAAGCCCCUUGAUUAAAAACCCGAAAAUGGAAAGUUUCGGUUGAAGGCAUGUUGACGGUACACAUGCUUUGCAAAUCCUGCAAUCGACCAAAAUCUACAGGGCAGUUUAGGAAUCGGAUGUCGGAUUUUAUUACACGAUUUUGAUUGGACUAUGCAGGCUCGUUAGUCUAGCCAGAACUCAAUAAUUAUAGUUCGACAAGGGCUCAUGUAGUCAGUUAACUCCCUUGCCUCAGGAAGAUGUCACAUGGAUUGAUGAAACUCCAA